CUUGCGUAUGUGUGCCGACACCUGGUACUCGCCUUCCACUGUUCACACUGCAGAGCUCUCUGUCUGUACCAGUAUCUCUCUUCCUCUCCCUUUCUCUCUCUUUCUCUCUCUCCCUCUCCCUCCCUCUCUCUCUCUCUCUCUCUCUCCCUCUCUCCCUUUCUCACUGUUUGUCUUCACGCAUCAGUCCUUUUCCUUUAUCCUUGAACUCCCUUACCAUGGUGCAGGAUUUUACUGGCUGGGGAGCCUUUCAGCGCAGAGAGAUGGUGGGAGCGAGGAUCCUGCGGAGCUCCGGCCGCCCCAUGUAGACCCCCGACUGAGCCACGCCGGGCAAGGUGGCAGCUCCACAGACAGCGACUGCGCCUUUGAAGGAGACUACGCCGCGCCCCCGCUGCCAGUGACCGAAGGCAUGCAGCACAUCCGCAUCAUGGAAGGCGUGUCCCGCUCGCUGCCCUCCUCCCCGCUGCUCACGCACCAGACCGUCAGCAUGAGGCUGCAGCCAAUGAAGAAGCUCACAGCCCCCCUGCGGAAAGCAAAGUUUGUGGAGAGCCCUCGCAUUCCAGAAUCAGAGCUUGGCUCCCCAACACACACCUCCUCCCCUGCCAAGAAUCCCACCCUGGAAACAUACUGUCCUGGGGAGUCGAACCAGGAGCUGGGCCCCCCUCCGUCAGUGGACGAGGCGGCCAACACCCUGAUGACGCGGCUGGGCUUCCUGCUGGGCGAGAAAGUGAGCGAGGGGCCGGCCGGAGCGCCCUACAGCAUGGAGGAGCAGGAUGACAGCCAGGGCCUGGCGAUGACGCAGCGGAUCAGCCCCUCCUCCACCCUGACCAGCAGCACCGCCUCCCCUCCCGCCGGCAGCCCCUGCUCCACCCUGCCGCCGGCCGCCCAGGGGAACGCGGGACACAGGGACUGCGCCUACGGCUCGGUCACCAGCCCCACCUCCACGCUGGAGAGCAGGGACAGCGGCAUCAUCGCCACGCUGACGAGCUACUCGGAGAAUGUGGAGAGGGGGGGCAAGUACGGGGAGGGGUCGCGGGGGAGCCUGAAGCUCUGGCAGUCCCAAAAGUCCGGGAUGGACUCCUGCCUGUACCGAGUGGACGAGAACAUGACCGCCUCCACCUACAGCCUCAACAAGAUCCCCGAGGGCAACCUGGAGUCCAUCUCCUCCCACUCCGUCCAGUCCAUCCCACUGUACCUCAUGCCCCGCCCCAACUCAGUGGCAGCCACCAGUUCAGCUCACCUGGAGGACCUGGCCUACCUGGACGAGCAGAGGCACACCCCGCUGCGCACCUCCCUGAGGAUGCCCCGACAGUCCGUGGGGGCGGGGCGCCCCGGGCAGGACCUGAGAGUGCGCUUCGCCCCCUACCGGCCUCCCGACAUCGCGCUCAAGCCGCUGCUCUUCGAGGUGCCCAGCAUCACCAUGGACUCGGUGUUCACCGGCCGCGACUGGCUCUUCCAGGAGGUGGACGCCCGGCUGAGCGCGGACGACUCCGGCUCCAACCGCGGCGUGGUGGUGGUGGGCAACAUCGGCUACGGCAAGACCGCCAUCGUCUCCCGCCUGGUGGCGCUCAGCUGCCACGGCACCCGCAUGCGGCAGAUCGCCUCGGACAGCCCGCACGCCUCGCCCAAACAUGGAGAGGGCUUGCCCCUCAGCCAAUCCCAGCCCUCCCACGGCACCCUGGGCGGGGGCAGCUGCCCUGGGACCCCCGAGAUGAGGCGGCGCCAAGAGGAGGCCAUGAGGCGGCUGGCAGCCCAGCGGAUACGCUACACGCCUGGUGCGGAGUUCGUGCACAACGUGGCGGCGCUGCUGUGCCGCUCGCCCCAGCUGCUGGCCUACCGGGAGCUGCUGCUGAGGGAGCCCCACCUGCAGAGCACGCUCAGUCUGCGCUCCUGCGUGCAGGACCCCCUGGCCUCCUUCAGGAGGGGCGUGCUGGAGCCCCUGGACACCCUCUACAAAGAGAGGAAGAUCACCACCGACGAAGACCUGAUCAUCCUCAUCGACGGGCUCAACGAGGCGGAGUUUCACAAGCCCGACUACGGGGACACCAUCGUCUCUUUCCUCAGCAAAACCGUCAGCAAGUUCCCGCCCUGGCUGAAGCUGGUGGUGACCGUCAGGACCACGCUGCAGGAGAUUACCAAGCCCCUCCCCUUCCACCAAAUCUCUCUGGACCGGCUGGAAGAGAACGAGGCCAUCGACCAGGACCUGCAGGGCUACAUCCUGCACCGGAUCCACAGCAGCCCCGAGAUCCAGAACAACAUCUCGCUCAACGGCAAGAUGGACAACGCCUCCUUCGGCAAGCUGAGCGCCCACCUGAAGGCGCUGAGCCAGGGCUCCUACCUGUACCUCAAGCUGACCUUCGACCUCAUCGAGAAGGGCUACCUGGUGCUCAAGAGCUCCAGCUACAAGGUGGUGCCGGUGAGCCUGGCCGAGGUCUACCUGCUGCAGUGCAACAUGCGCUUCCCCACGCAGUCGUCCUUCGAGCGCGCCCUGCCGCUGCUCAACGUGGCCGUGGCCUCGCUGCACCCGCUGACGGACGAGCAGAUCCACCAGGCCGCCAACGCCGGGGCGGUGCAGGGCACGCUGGACUGGGACGACUUCCAGCAGCGCAUGGACAACCUGGCCGUCUUCCUGGUCAAGCGCCGCGACGGCACGCGCAUGUUCGUGCACCCCUCCUUCCGCGAGUGGCUCAUCUGGAGGGAGGAGGGCGAGAAGACCAAGUUCCUCUGCGACCCCAGGAGUGGUCACACGCUCCUGGCCUUCUGGUUCUCCCGGCAGGAGGGGAAGCUGAACCGGCAGCAGACCAUCGAGCUGGGCCACCACAUCCUCAAAGCGCACAUCUUCAAGGGCCUAAGCAAGAAGGUUGGGGUUUCCUCGUCCAUCUUGCAGGGACUGUGGGUGUCCUACAGUACAGAGGGCCUCUCCACUGCCCUGGCCUCUCUCAGAAACCUCUACACUCCUAACAUCAAGGUGAGCCGGCUGCUGAUGUUGGGCGGGGCCAACGUGAACUACCGCACGGAGGUGCUGAGCAACGCGCCGGUGCUGUGCGUGCACGCCCACCUGGGCUACGCCGACACCGUGGCGCUGCUGCUGGAGUACGGCGCCUCGGUGGACGCCGCCUCGGAGAGCGGCCUCACGCCCCUGGGCUACGCCGCCGCCGCGGGCCACCUCAACAUCGUCACCACCCUGUGCCGCAAGAGAGCCAAGGUGGACCACCUGGACAAGAACGGGCAGUGCGCGCUGGUGCACGCGGCCCUCAGGGGCCACAUGGAGGUGGUGAAGUUCCUGAUCCAGUGCGACUGGACCAUGGGCGGCCAGCAGCAGGGCGUCUUCAGCAAGAGCCACGCCGUCCAGCAGGCCCUGGUGGCCGCCGCCAGCAUGGGCUUCACCGAGAUCGUGUCCUACCUCCUGGAUCUGCCGGAGAAGGACGAGGAGGAAGUGGAGCGUGCUCAGAUCAACAGCUUCGACACCCUGUGGGGGGAAACAGCGCUGACGGCGGCCGCAGGGCGGGGCAAGCUGGAGGUGUGCAGGCUGCUGCUGGAGCAGGGGGCGGCCGUGGCCCAGCCCAACCGCCGCGGGAUCGUCCCUCUCUUCAGCGCCGUCCGGCAGGGCCACUGGCAGAUCGUGGACCUGCUGCUCACGCACAGCGCCGACGUCAACAUGGCCGACAAGCAGGGCCGCACUCCCCUGAUGAUGGCGGCCUCCGAGGGCCACCUGGGCACCGUGGAGUUCCUGCUGGCGCAGGGUGCCUCCAUAAGCCUGAUGGACAAGGAGGGCCUGACGGCCCUGAGCUGGGCGUGUCUGAAGGGUCACAUGGCCGUGGUGCGCUCCCUGGUGGAGAGGGGCGCGGCCACCGACCACGCCGACAAGAACGGCCGCACCCCGCUCGACCUGGCCGCCUUCUACGGAGACGCCGAAGUGGUGCAGUUCCUGGUGGAUCACGGGGCGAUGAUCGAGCACGUGGACUACAGCGGCAUGCGCCCCCUGGACCGGGCGGUGGGGUGCCGCAACACCUCGGUGGUGGUCGCCCUGCUCAAGAAGGGAGCCAAGAUAGGAUGUCAGACGCUGCCCAGCCGGCCCAGAGGUCCAGCAACUUGGGCAAUGGCCACCUCCAAACCUGACAUCAUGAUUAUCCUGCUCAGCAAGCUCAUAGAGGAAGGGGACGGCUUCUAUAAGGUGAGCUCCGCCCACUACCCACAAGGCCACAGUGGGAGGGGCCAGAAACCCAGAUUGGUCUCUCUUAUGAAGGCUCAGCCAUGGUUCAGCGAGACUGAGACUCCGCAGCUCAAGUGUCGCCUGCCGCUCAACCUGUCCCCUGCCGCAGGGAACCAACGUAGUCCGCGGCCCGCCCCGCUGUCGCCAGGGGCCUCGGGCAGCGCACGCAGCCAGAGCAGACCAGGGGCCUCGGGCAGCGCACGCAGCCAGAGCAGGACGAGGGCCCCCUGUCACUGUCGUCUCUGUUGUUCCUCUCAGGACUUUGGAAUGGCCGAGGAGUUUGCCACCAAGGCGCUGGAGCUGAAGCCAAAUUCGUACGAGGCCUACUACGCCAGAGCCCGAGCCAAGCGGAGCAGCAGACAAUUCGCUGAAGCCCUGGAGGACCUGAACGAAGCCAUCAAGCAGUGCCCCAACAACCGGGAGAUCCAGAGGCUGCUGCAGCGCGUGGAGGAGGAGUGUCGACAGGUCAACCAGCCUCCGCAGGAGGAGCUGGAGCCGCCCCCGUCCCCGCCCCCUCCCCCGCCCCCGGCCGAGGAGCCGCCUCCGCCCCCGGAGCCCCGGCUGGAGGACAUGGAGCCCGUGCAGGACCUGUUUGAGGACGAGGACUACCUGGAGCAGGAGCUGGAGGCGGCGUCCGCCGGCCUGCCUCUGGAGUCCCGGCCCAGCCCCGCCAGCCUGCCCAUCAUCCAGAGCCCCCCGCCGUCCCCGGCCCACCGCGACUCCGCCUACCUCUCGGGGGGCUCCCCGCUGGGCCAGUCCUUCGACUUCCGGCCCAGCCCCACCUCCAUGUCCUCCCCCACCCGCCAGGGCUACCAGUCCACCUCGCCCUCCCUCUCGCCCACGCAUCAGAACUCCCACUUCCGGCCCAGCCCCCCGCAGACCUCCCCUGCCCACCAGGUCUCCUCCUACCGCUUCAGCCCCCCGCCCCUGGGCAGCGGAGGAGGGGGAGGAGGCGGAGGAGGAGGAGGAGGAGGAGGGGGGCAGGGGAAAGACUACCAGAGCCCCCCGCCCUCGCCCCUGCGGCGGGGUCCCCAGUACAGGGCCAGCCCCCCGGUGGAGAGCGUGUGCCUGUACCGCUCCCAGUCGGGCUCCCCGGUGCGCUACCAGCAGGAGCAGCUUCCCGGGCGGCCCAAGUCGCCCCUGUCCAAGAUGAGCAGCCAGCGUUCCUUCCAGCUGAGCUCUCAGGCGUCUCAGUCCUCCCAGCACCACCAGCAGGCGGGCCUGCGGCUGCAGCCGGCCAUGGCGCAGAUCGUGCGCACCAACCAGCCCAGCUCGGCCGUGCACUCCAGCGCCGUGCUGGCCGGCGGCGCCUACGGCCAGAUGGCGCACCCCAUCAGCGGGCGCUACCAGGGCGGCCCGCCGGACGUGGAGAGCCGGCUGGUGUACCAGGCCUCGCUGGACGGGCGGCCCAUGGCCCAGGUGCAGGCCAGCCUGAGCGCGGGGGCGCUGUGCCAGCACGGCGGGCGGGGCGGGGCGGCCGACGCGGGCCUGGCCAAGGACGAGCUCCCGCAGAGGCCCGCCUCGGCGUACCGGCCCGGCGGCGGCGGCGGCGGCGGCCCGGGGGGCGUGCGCUACGGGCAGACCCCGCAGAUCAGCCGCAGCCAGUCGGCGGCCUACUACCCCGUCUCCAAGCACGAGCUGGACCGCGCCGCCGCCGCCGGCGUCCUGCCGCAGUGCCAGCUGGGCUCGCCCGAGAUCCCGCACCUGGUGCGGCGGCCCGUCAGCGCCAACACGGGCGACGUCAAGCAGCACCCGCCCACCCCGCGGCCCCUCAUCCACUCGCAGAGCGUGGGGCUGCGCUUCUCCCCCUCCAGCAACAGCCUGUCCACGGGCUCCGCCUGCAGCCUGGCCCCCGGCUUCCGGCCCUCCGCCUCCAUCCAGCAGAUGGAGAUCCCGCUGCAGCCCUCCUACGAGCGCGCCUGCGACGACCUCUCGCCCAUCUCGCCCUCGCAGGGGGGCGACGGCCGGGGCGGGGCGGUGUACCAGGUGGAGCCCGCCCGCUCCCGGACCACGCCCUUCAUGGGCAUCAUCGACAAGACGGCGCGGACUCAGCAGUACCUGCACCAGCCCUCGCGGCCCUGGGCCGUCUCCUCCCUGGACACGGUCAUCACCAGCCCCACCUCCCCGGGCAACCUGGCGCAGCAGGGGGGCGGAGGCCCCUCCUACAGCCCGCCCACGUCGCUAGGCAACAUCGCCUACUACAACAAGACCAACAACGCCCAGAACGGGCACCUGCUGGAGGACGACUACUACUCGCAGUCGCAGCCGUCCUCCCUGGGCAAGCUGUCCAACGGGUCCCGGGGGGACAUCCUGGAGCGGGUGAGCCAGGUGCCCACCUACCCGGACGUGAAGGUGGCGCGGACGCUGCCCGUGGCCCAGGCCUACCAGGACAACAUGUACCGCCAGCUCUCGCGCGAGUCCCGCCAGGGCCCCACCUCGCCCAUCAAACCAAAGAGACCUUUCGUGGAGUCCAAUGUGUAG
Messenger RNA from Anguilla rostrata (American eel), 6691 nucleotides. Its product is annotated as protein TANC2-like. Gene Ontology annotation, molecular function: protein binding. Lineage: Eukaryota; Metazoa; Chordata; Actinopteri; Anguilliformes; Anguillidae. The transcript has 27 exons. The record is from RefSeq and is a predicted model, not a curated record. Gene Ontology annotation, cellular component: dendritic spine. The coding region runs from base 8 to 6691 and encodes 2227 amino acids. Gene Ontology annotation, biological process: regulation of dendritic spine morphogenesis.